Messenger RNA from Xyrichtys novacula (pearly razorfish), 20166 nucleotides. Lineage: Eukaryota; Metazoa; Chordata; Actinopteri; Labriformes; Labridae. The record is from the annotation of a GenBank genome assembly.
ACACACAAACUCACACACACUCACACAAACACACACUUACACGCACACACAAAGCCAAGAAGGACCCACAGGCGCUCUGACUCUCCCAGCUUAGUUAGCAUACUCUGCUGUGGAGCGGCUGUCUACAUCCCACUGUGAGUACUUCAGCUAAUUCUCCUCUCCUGCUUUUGUUUUUUUCUACCACUUUUACUCUGCUUACUUACACCUUUUUUUUCCGAGUGUCUGUCUCUGCACCCUAAAAUGUGUUUACACCAAUCUGUAUUCCAGCAGAGUGAUAGUUCUCAGUCUGAGACACGCUUUCCUUCCCUCCAAGAGCUGCUUUUGUUGGUAGCCUUUGUUUAACUCCCCACUGUGAUUGGUGGAGUCCAUUUCAAUCUCCUUGUUAUAGAAAACCGGCUCAUGCUGUCCUGGUUUAUGACCCAAGUGUGUGUUUUUCUGGUACCAGAAAUGUUGGAAAUGGAGCCGCUAUCUCGUGAGAGUUUUCAGGGGGGAGAGAAAGGAACAUGGGUUUGGGAAGGGAUGUGUGGUGAGGAGGGGGAGGAGGGAAGUGGGCCACUGAUGACAGAAACAGCCCCAUUCCUUUGGAAAUCUCCUCCCAUUCUGGGCUGCAGCCUCUCUGUCAGUUUGGAAACAGGGUUUGGGCUCUUCCGUGUUCACAGAGGGAGGGACAAGACAGGCGACUGAAACAGACAGUCCAAAGGAAUGAGUAGAGGAAGAAAAGUUUGAAUCUGAAGAAGGUGCGAUCAGAAAGUAUUUGGGACAUCCAAACUUUGUGAACAAAAGUAGACUCUUGGGGGCACAAAUUUGUUUUUGCAAAUGUUUGAUUCAAAUGUUUUUCUUUUCUUGUAGGUUGUCCCAAUGAUGACCUCCAAAGACAAAGGAAAUUAACAUUUCAGCAGGGAGGGAGAACUGUCAGCACAGCACAGACAGGAAACAGGAUUUGUGUGUGCGUGCGUGUGAGUGUGUGUGUGUGUGUGUGUGUGUGAGAGAGAGAGAGAGAGAAUGAGUGAGUGUGUGUGAUUGUACAGUAUGUACAAAAUUUGUGUUAUGAGGAGAAGCAUGUGCCUGGAUCCCUGAAGAAAAGCAUCUGAAAAAGGUAGACAGUGUCAUUUCCUGAAAACAAAAGCCGUAAGAAGUUGGUUUUGAACGUCAUGCGACUAUAAACCAUCGCUGACCACUUCAAGAAGCAGCUGGUUGAAGGACAGCGCCUCCCCCCGUCAACUACCUGUCCUACCCGCUAGUCAUCAUGCUGCAGCAGAUUUUGAAGGACAUGUACAUUGACCCCGAUGUUCUGAACGCUCUCAAUGAAGACCAAAAGAAGACCCUGUUCCUGAAAAUGCGCCAGGAGCAGGUGCGGCGCUGGAAAGAGCGGGAGGAGAAGCUGGAGAAUGAUGGAGGAGAUGCUGAGUGUAAAAGGACAAAGCCAAAAAAAGGUAAACCUCCAUCCUUCCACUAACAACUUUGACCCAACUUUGCUAACUUUCCUGCUUCCUGUUGAGCAAGUGCAACAGGCUGCAGCAAGUUUUUCAGACAUACUGACCCCGCUCUCAUGAACAAUCCUUCAGACAGAUCAGCCCUCUCAAGGACGAGAUUUUGAACCAUGCUAGCUGAUAAGUUUUCUGGGAAUUAGUUGAAAGUGUGAGCUGUAGAAGUGAGUGUGUGCUCUGGUUGUUACAAACUGUCCCUCCAGCUCAUUCCCCUUCUGUCAUUUGAGCAGCUGUUGGGUUAGACAGGCACUGUGUUUACCUGAAACCCACUUAAAAAGUUUCCUGGAAACUCUGGUCAGCAGACUGCAGCUGCUCUCUAUAAAUCUGACUGGAAUGUUUUAAAAUGUGAGAUUAGGAUGAAAGUGAUGGUGACAUCCGUGAUUUACCGCCAGAGGCCUGUUUGUACUUUAACUUACAUAAAGCUCCAUUUAUAUCUUACAACAGAGCGAUGACAUUGGGGGAUGAAUGUAAACAUCACACUGAUGUUAACAUUUACACAAGCAAAGAAAAAUGUGUUACACUGGAAUAAAAGCGUCCAAGUUGAAGAGUUUGAGCAGUUUUACUAGGAUGAAAGGGGUCGCACUGUGGAUGUAAAGUGUGUGGCAGUGUGUGUUUGUGUUCAGGUUUACAUGUAUGUAGCUUUUAGGCUCAUUUUUGGACCAUUUUGUUCCCGCAAUCUGAGAGACACAGACAAGUAUUAACUGGAUCGGAGAUGUCACUUGUGUCUUAAACGUUGAUGUUUAGGUAUCAACAUGGAAAGAUCUGCCUGACGGAGAUUAAGACUGGUGUAAAAAUGGUAGCACGGUGGAAUAGCAUUGGCACAGUGAGAAGUCGGUAAAUAAGUUCAAAGGGGAGGAUUCCUGUAAAAGAAAACAGUUGUGGUGAUCAGUGCACAAAAGAAAACAACCUGAAACUCGGGAGGCUGCAUGUCUGCGCUUAAACUGGUUUGACGCGAAAUGCAGAAUCUUGCCCGUCUGCAUUUUCUCUCUGGUGGCAGAAAGUUCAGCUGUGAGAAAUGAUGGUUUAAUGACACUGACAUAACAAAGAAUUUACAGUAUAUUUAUAUCAUAUGAAAGUAACGCCUAUGAUGAAGUACGCUACAGAGGCUUAAGGAUUUGACAGUUGAGGAUAAGAAGCACGUUGGAUAAAGCAAAUUUAUAAUCCUAAACAAACAACAACCCCAGGUCUUGAGAAAUGAGGUCUACGGGGAAGUGUUAAAAACUGCAGUACCUUGAGUCUCCACUUAAGCUGCCAUAACCACCAGAAGCUAUAUAAACCAGUGAAAAAGAACCAUCGUUGCAGCAAAAAUAAAGCGCUUAGCAUGACAAACAAUUCUAGCAAAUACAUCAUACAGGAGGGUGAUUUUUUGGCUUUCUUUGUGCCUCACUGGCUUUGAAGAGAUUUAGAUUAGUUUUGCUUAAUUCGAGGCACAACUUACUAAACUGACAAGACUGAAGCUGUAAUCAAGAAGACCAAUGGCCCACCUUGACCCCACCUCUUUAUCUUAUGUUUGAGUCAGCACUUCCAACAUGGCGAACACCGUCGAUCAGCUUCAAAACUCCCCUUCAGAAACCAAUGGGUGACACACAGGUCAUUAUUUUACACGAUUAAACUGCAGUACUUUAGUUUAAACUUGAAUCAGCAUGGAAAAUCUGACCAUUGUUAUGACAGCAGUUAUCUUUUUUCUGUUAAAUAGAUUCUGAGGAAAUGUUAGCCACUGGUUCAAAAGUUUUUUUCAGAGUUUAUUUGAAGACAUUGAUUCAAAAAUUCAGAGAAAAAAAGGUCAUUUAAUCGAGGAACAUUUGACCCUUUGACUGUCUACACCACUGCUGUCUUCCAUCAGCCAUUCUAGGCUUACCUUAUCAUGUUUAACGCCUAUGUUGUCAUCUGGGGGUCUUUUAGUCUCUGUGAUCAGAGCUGCACAGUCUUCUGAUUUCUUCUUGGGGUGAAUGUUUAAAACUACUCAAUUUAUGUUAUCUCUGAAACUUUUACAUUUGCUUUUAUAUGGAAAAGAAAUUAAGUCUGUGCAAAGACAAAAUUCAAAUAUUGGACAAUACUGUCACAAAAUCAAACCUUAGAUAAAGAGUUUAUCUAGAUGAUAAACAAAAUCAUGUUCCUUGACUUCUUAAUGCCAAUACCGUUUCAGAUGGUUAAAAAUAGUUUUAAAAAGUAGGUCGAUUUCACCUCGACCAUAACCAAAUUUCAACAUUGAAACACCAGUCAAGUUGAUAAACUGCUGAAAGAUAAUUUCAUCAGAGACAUCUAAACAGCAUCAGCAUUUCUGUAAAUUGCAUGACAUGUUAAAAAGUAUUGUUAGCUUACAUUUAUAUGAGCUUGCAAGUAGCUGCAUGUGAUGUUAGCAGCGGUGUGAUGAUAGCUUAUAGGUUUAAAAUUUGCCGAUUUAACAAAUGUUCUUCUAAACUCACAAUGUCAAAUUUCUUUUCUGCUACUAAUGAAUCAAGAAGCAGCAAAAUAAUCAAGAUCUGUUUCCUCCACUACAUUUACGAUGUUUAACACAGUCGCACAGCACCAAUAAUAUUGCUUGAGCAGCCCACCCUCAUCUUGAUGUCAGAGGAAAAUGGCCUCUGCGUGAAUAUGGUCAAUCAAGAGCACAGUGCAGUUGGUGCAUCAACUGUGAUUGACAUUGUAAUGUGAUCAGUCUUGUCUUGGCUCCUGACAAAGCACUUGCUCUAUACACUGAGCUGCAGAGUGUGAGAACAGAGCUCUUUCUAUCUCUUAAUGACUGAUGCAGCUGUCCUAAGGAGGCUGGAUGGGGACUGCAGGCUGGGAUCACAUGGUGGCCACUCUUCCUCACACAUGCUCCCAGUCUGUGGUACUGAGGAAAUGGUGGAUAGCUAGUGUUUCUGUGUAAAAAUAGGAAGUGAGUCAUGACCCUGAUCCUUCCAACAAUUAGAAAGGGGUGAAACAGGAAGCGUGCAGGAAAUGUAUGUGUUCAAAAAGCAAAGCAAGAGUUUGAUUUUAUCCUGGUGGCCAUGUUGGAGAGCGAACAAGCUGAGUUUGUUUCCAUGAGUUCAGAUGAAAAUUCAGCCCGGAGCCAUUUUUUGAUCAUGAGACUCCUGCUGUGGUUAGGCUAUGACUGUACACUGGUGUGUUUGUCUGCAUGUGUACGUCGUAGGCAGCCUGAUGGCAUUCAUUUAAGGCAAAGGAAAAACUUGACAGCUCAUCAGAAAAGUAACUCGCUCUUAUUUUCAAGAUAAAGUAAACGCUCUCCUUACAUUCCCUGCUCGCUCUGACAUUGGAAGCUACAUUUGAAGGUUUAGUUUUACGUAACACCAUGUUUUACAGUAGGACCUUGAACAUGAGCCAAAAACCACCUAUCCUGUCUUUUAAAUGUUCCUACUCUCAGCUGACAGAUCCGUCCAACCUGCACCUGACAAUGAUAAUAGGGUUUGUGACUUUCAGUUUGCACUGUACGCUUUGUUUGCCCAGGUAUGUUCUGACUGCUUCAUUUAGCGUAAUCAUCCUGGUAUGCCUGGCUACAAUGCGAUCCACAGGGCAAGCUGGCAAAACCAGUUUCACGAUGGGAGUAUGUGAUCCUGUUUUAGACCCAGGCAACCUCUCAACCUCUAAGUCAGCUGGUUUAUCUCUAUGAAGCCACUUCUUUAUGCUCCCAAACAUAGUCACAUGGCAGCAGUUUGUUGUUAGUAACCAGUCGUACUUGUUUGUAGGUGAUGACUAAAUGUCCUCACGAAACAUAUAAAGAAAACAAGAGUGAGGCAAUUAUUUCUAUUUUAGGACAUUUGCAUUGUGUUGAAAGUAUAAAAACAAAGAUGUUUUUUAUGUGUCGGAUGUAGUUCGGAUAAGAGAUUGAGAACAGUAUUUAUGAAACAAGGUCAGGGUUUUUCAUGUUUAUACCAUCCACAUGAAGCUGCUCUCUCAUACUUUGUGGUUAGUUUGGGCUCCUUAGCUGUUACCCCUGCUGUUUAUAGAACAAAACUGCAGAUCAUCAGAUACUCUUUUGAGAAGUUGACAGUUUAGUUUAUGAAAGUUUUAACAGAUUAUCUGGGUGAUUAUCUAAAAAGAAAACAAGAUUACAUUUUUGGUAACACUUUACUUGACGCCUAUCUCUAUGACGCAUUAUAAAUAUAUGUAUAAUACAUUAUAAUCACGUUAUAGCACUGUAUAACUAUAGUUAUAAACAAUCAUAAAUGAUCAUAAUGCUUUAUAGCAAUAAUCACAACACAUUAUAAAGCAUUUUAUCAUGACUUACAAGGUCAGGUAUUAUUAUGCAUAAUGCUUAUUGUUGUAAAGCCUUUUGAUAAUUAAUGAGUGUUUAUAAUGAUAUUUAUACAAGUUUAUAAGCAUAUUAUAACACAGCAUAAAUAAAUGUUUAAUGCAUUAUCUAUGUGGGCAUUGUCAGUGAGGUGUUAGCAGUUAUAACACAUUAUAAUACCUGAUCCUGUAAGUCAUGAUAAAAUGCUUUAUAAUGUGUUAUGAUUAUUGCUAUAAAGAAUUAUGAUCAUUUAUGAAUGUUUAUAACUAAAGUUAUACAGUGCUAUAACAUGAUUAUAACACAUUAUGCAUAUAUUUAUAAUGUAUUAUAGAGAUAGACGUCAAGUUAAGUGUUACCAAAUUUUCAUUGACCCUUAGAUCUCAUCAGAAACGAAGUCUUUUGGGAGAAUGUCUGUUCCUCUACAAAUAUUACUCGGUUUGCAUUAACAACUCGUACAUUUUACCGAUUAAAUGUAGGACAUCAGGGCUGUUGAAUUCAUUUUGCUUGUGUCUGUGUGUGUCUCCUCUAGCCAACAGUAAGAAUGUAAGCUGGCUGCCGGGUCGGGACGGAGAUGUGGCAGUCAUUGUGAUCGGGGAGAUGGACGAGCUGAGCUCGAAAUUCAUCAGCUCAGGUUUCGCAGAGAAGAAGACGCCAAAUCUCCAGAACAAUACAAGGUAAUACAUUUCUUUAAAUCAACACACAUCAACAAUUGAAUAGUACAUACCAUGAAAUGUAUGUGUCCUUUUUUUUAUAAGUUUGCAAUGAGAGCCUUAAACUUGGUCUUCUGCUCUAAACUGAAUGCUAUUGUGACACUGAAAAUAGUGAUUAUAUACUAAGAUUUGGUAUACUUUGAUUUUGUCCUGCAGCUAUCAAACUAUCUUAAAGGCCAGAAAAACUACAGAACCUGUUAAAACUGAGAGAGAAAACCUUCCUCCUGGAGUCUCACUGAAUCUGAAGGUAUGCCGCUCUUUGUGAGCACUUUUUAAAGAAUUUAACCAGUAGGCCGUAGAGUUCCCAAAACAAGUCCUCUAGAGUCAGGAGCCCUUCUUUACAGCUGAAUUUGAACCCUGACUACACCUGUAAUACUUCCUACCAGCCUCCUGUCAUUUUUGGUUAAAACUGGGAUAAGCUUAUAUGAGUAUACACACAGCAGGCAAUCUUAAUGAAAAUAUCAUCUGAGUCAAGCUGUUGAUGUUUGUAUCAUGUAGCCAGUGUUCUGUCUGGUUUUGUUACUUGGUUGGAAAGUGAGACAGUGCCAUGAAUACAGAAGAGAGAUGAUGCGUUUGUGUUAUUUGUUAUUGCUUGUAGGUCAUAAACAGGGUUAAGUGGUACUUAAAGACUAAGAAGAGCAUGCGUUGGUACUCUAAAAUGAAACUUUCUCUUUAGAUUUCAGAGGCACAACAGAUAGCAAAGAAGUUAUAUCCAGUAACGCAUUAUAACUUGCGGCUACAAACACACGCCAACAAGACAGAAGAGGCUAAAUGAUCGACAUGAGAUUUUAAGAAGAGAUAUAAAACUGAGUUUGCCUGUCUGACUUUCUCACAGUUCCACAGCUGUGGAGCACAAACUGCAAAUGCUCAGUCACCUCUUUUGACCAGACGAGAUUUAGGAACCACUUGUAGGGUCCUGCAAGAAGACCUCAGUCAGUGGUCAGGCUCAGAGGGAGUUAGCAGCUCACAGAUAUAGGCCGGCGCCAUUUAAGGCCUUAGAAAUAAGCAGAGUAAAAUCUUACAACCUUUUCCAAGACUCACAGUGAGGACUGGUGUUAUACAGACACCUGUAUGUGAUCAAAGCCUUGUUGCAGAAAAAUGAACUUCAUUACAAUCAUUGACGGUGAUGCAGCUGUGAAUUUACAAUCAGACGCUAUUGCCAAUUGAGAUGAAAACAAAAAGGAAGAGAAUAUAAGAUAUCAGGUAGAUUCAAACAUAAAGGAGAGUAAAACUGAAGGAACCGAUAAGAUGUGAUUGUAAAACAUUGCACUGUGACAACUGCAGCAUCAGUCUGUUGCCUGAUCAGUCACCUGAGAUGCCCUCAUACCUCCUUGAGUGGGCAGGGCUCCUAAAAUUCUUUAAAAACAAUAAGGAGUGAACAUGUGCGAAAACAGCAAGAGAGAAUUCAAAGUCUGUCAAGGUUAUUGUGUUUUAUUGGCUCCAUUUUCCUGUUAGUCUCUGUUGAGUUUAAUAUUGAUAUCCUAACAGCCUGAACUGACCUGUGUAUGUGGAUCAAUAGAACCUCUGUCUCAGCUUUUGGACUAACUUUUACAAAAGUCCUGCAGCGUCUUUUAGUUUUUUAAUCUUUGUAUUUCUGUCAAAUCACAGCCCAAACCAACACGUCCUCCAUGAAGUCACACUGCUAUCACUUAAUUUUCACCUCUGUUACCUGCAGUGCACUUUUACUAAAACAAGCUCUGCAUUUUAACAGUGCAUACAAAAAAAUCAGUCCUCUCCACCUUAAAUGCAGUCCCCUUGAUUUGAGCCUCAGUACUGUGUGAAAAUCAUCCUUCACUGUGGAUUAUUUACAGAGAAGCUGAUAUUUUGGGCAUGUGUGGUGUUUUUGUGUUUGCUGGUUUUGGAUUUUGGGGGGUGCAGGUGGGAGAGAGAGAGAGAUCUCCCUUUUUUCAUGCUAUCUUUAAGAGAGAUUUCCUGUGUUGUCAUGGCAACGUUGCACUAACUGAACCUGAGUGGGCUGGGCUUGAUGGUCUCAUCUGGCCUGACCACGAUGCUUCCCCGAGCUAAAGUCAAACACUGGGAGGAACAGAUUUUCUGUGCAGUUAUACAUUCAUAGUCAGUGUUCAUAUAUGCUUGAAACACUUACAAUAUGACGUCCUGGUUACUUACUUUAAACUCUGCAUUGAUUAUAAAACUAUUAAUGCACUAAACUGGCUCACAUGGUUGAACAGGAUGGGGUGUCGCCUUUGAGUAUUCUUAAACACGUCUCUUUUUCUCUCUCAACAGGAGAAAUGUGAAGAGGUGAACACUUUACUCCCUCUGGUGGUAAGUUCCUGUAACUGCCCGCUUUAAUUGUUAGGCCCUGUAAUCCUGGGUUGCAUCAUUGCUUGUAACACUGGUGUAAUGUCUUUGUUAAACCCACAGGUGUCAGUGAGUGAGCAUUCAUCACCUCCACCAGCAGAAAAGGUAGUUGUGAAUCAAACUUAUUGUAGAUUUUUGUUUACUCAGGCUGUAGUUUUGGCUUUCAUUGUGUAGUACUGCUUUCAACAAAAGUCUGCUAAGCAAGAAAGGAGAUUUUCUUGCUUUUCUUGCACCAAACAACAUCAAUCAAAGCCCAAAUGUUCCACUCAGGUUUAAAAGUCAGCAGACACAGUCCUCAGUGCUUUUAGAUGUGGCUUUGGAGUUCCUACGUGUCGUUUCAUGGCUGUCCCUCCCUUAGUGAGUAACAGGAAAUAGUGGUUAAGGCCAGCUGUCCCCUCACUCCCAGCCUCUCUGCAGAUCAUCUUUCCCCCAGCAUUCUCCCUCACUCCGGGCUCCCUCCCGUCUGAGCCGCCGCACCCCUCGCAGCUCUCUCCAGGGAACAGCUGAACUCAACCGUCCCCUCCCGCUGGCUCCAUCAUCGCUCAAGCCUUGAGUUGUCUGGGGAGUAUGCUCUCCUCCUUCCUUUCCCUUGUUUACGUGUGCACAAAUCUGAGAGUAUGUGUGUCUAUGUGGUGUGUGUGUAAGGGUGUGUGUGUAUGUGUGUGCAGGUGACACACACACACACACACACUCGCACCGCCAGAGCAGCUGAAUCGCAGAGGCAAGGCAGAAUUUCUGGACUGCCCCAGAACAGAUGGUUGAUGAACUUGAUCAGGGAAUUAAAAUGCCAGAGAUAGAGGAUGCGUCAGUCGCAGAUGGAUGGGAUUGUGGGAUAGUCUCCUGAGGUUUGGGCGCGUGAGCUCGCCUCUUUUCUCUGUUUUUCACUCCUCUUUACCGCAGAAAGACAUGUCUGUCCUUCACUUCUUAUAUCUAUACCAGACUCCUUAUAUGACAGGCCUCAACAUAUCUGCGGCCAGCCAAAACCAGUGAACAUUCAAACCCUUGGAGGACAAAUGUUCAGGUUUUUGGCUUUCUUCUCCUGAGCCUAAUACCAAGGCUUUAGUGUCAGUCGAUACUGUGUGCCCCCCUGAUGAUAGUACGAUCAGAAAAAAAGGGAAGAUGAUAUUAAGAUCCUUUAGUCCCUUAUAGGUCCUUACAAGACAAAUAAAAAUUUAAAGGGUUAAAAAGCUGCAAAGGGGCAUUGUAUGCUGUAAAUAAGUGCUUACUCAUAGGUUUAUUAACCCUUACAAGAUCAGAUAUGUACUAUUUCAGUGUCAAUGCCAAUACAACACUGAUAUCUGUGUAAGACGCCAAAAAAGUGGGGGUACAAGUGUCAUAAGGUGGUUUUUGAAGGGGUUUCUGUAUGAGACCAUUGCAAUGCCAGAGACUAGUAUGAUGCUGGUAUCAAUAUAUGAGGCUGGUACUCCAUUGGUAUUGACAGUGAGGGUAGAGUCAGGAGUAAACAGUAAAGAAAACGCUGCCUCAACCUUAUCGGCAAUUGUUUUUUGGUCCAUGAAUGUGUUGUCUUGCAGAUGGGCUGAUCUGUGUCUAGAAAUAGGAAGAGGCUGGUUUGGUGGCGCUGCGGAUGUAGCAGUGGGUGUUUUAAGUGCUGCUGCAGGUUUUCUCCAGUUGAUUUAAAGAGGGAAGGAGUCAGCCUGGGAGACGCGAGAGAGAGGAGAGAGUGAGAUUGUUGAUUAAGAAGGCGGGAGAUCAGGAGGGAAGAUUAGCGAGGCAGCCUGAUUCCAAGUCACCUUAUAAUUUUCUCUCUCCGCACAUCCUUAAACUCUUAAUCAGUGGUCAUAGCUUUGUGUGUUUCAUUACAACAGCAGUGUAGUCACUGGAGAACCGUAAUUUGCUGAAUCAUUUAUCCGGUGAUUUAAUCAAACAUGACAGUAAUUCCACUGUAUGUGAAUUAGCUGUCAACACUCAUCGCACUCCUCUGUCCCCUUUUUCUCGUCGCUCUUUCCCUUCAGUCGAAGUCGACCAGUGUGACGGCGGAGAAGUCAGUCCCCCAGCCCACCAGCACCAUCUGCUCCAGGCCUCCCAUGAGAGCCAGUCCUGUCAAUGUGAGACCGGCUUCGGCAAAUGCAACACCGGGUUCUGUCAACAUAGGGCCCGGCCUCGUAAGUCUGAGGCUGGCUUCUGCUGCAGUGUCACCAGCUCCUUCCUCCAGCAGCACCGCCAAGAUCGACUCAAGAGAGACGACGCCUGAGAAAGUUCUCCAGCGUGCACAAGAGCAAAAGAAAUCCCAAGAAUCACAUGCUGCGAAAGGUGGGUGCAAAUAGCAUCAUGUAGAGCGGUGCAUGAGGGUUCUGAUGUCAAAAUGAAUUUCAGACUGAUGAAUAUAUUAACAGCAAUACAGGCAAGUUUCUUCCCCUAUUAUUAUUUUACUUGUUUUGGAAAAUUGAUGUGAUAUGUGAUUCAAUUGAAUCUCAUAGCCUUAAUGUUUAUUUUUUUAAUAACAUUUAAAAUCAAGCUAAGUAAGACUGAAAAAAAAAAUCAGUUCAGUGACAAAAAAAAUGGUCUUUGUGUCUGUACAAAGUUGUUGAAUAGUUUUUAUGCUAAAUAUGGUGAAAUAUUCUUUAUUUUUGAAAAAUUUAAGAAUUGCUAUAAAUAUACAGAGCAACUGAUGUGAUAGUUUAUGUGCACACAGGACUGUAAUAGGUCUGAUCUUUGUGAGUUUGGCUGAAUUUUAAAAGCUGGGCUCAGAUGUUUGUUGCAAAUUCAGUCCAAAUUCCACCAGAUUACAUGAAAAUGCAAAACACCAUUGUAGACAAUCGGCAUUUGUGUCGACCUUAGCAGAACUAGACUGAACCCAGUUCAUAUGAUACAGGUUUUUUGGUGCUGUGGCAGGAAAGAAGGAUUAAUUUCUCGAAACCAUAAGUACCUCAGCCAAAUGGUGCCUCAGCCAAGUGGAAUCUUUAUGGAGUGGCAGAGUAAAAAGGGGCCAGCGUACAGGGGAACAAAGCCGACGUGACUGAAGUUUGUGUCGUGGUGCAACAUUACCCUUACACUCCUGCUAUAUUUGUAGCUUCUCUUUGUAAACCUACGGUUGUCAGUUCAUGGUACGCAUUGGCUGAGCUGUUUGAUCACGUUCGGUUAUGAUUUAUUCUUGAAUAUGGUCUUAAAGAGCAAUUUUACAUGAUUUUUUAAUCUAUUUGGGGCUGAGAUGAGCACGAGGAAGUGUCCAGAUAUUCUCUUAAAGUCUUAAAGGUUAAAGUUAAUUGUAACACUUACCUUGGUAAAGACCAAGGUAAUUUUCUAUGGCACACCAGUGAAAAGCAACCCUACAUUUGGUAAGAUAAGAUAAGAUGAGAUAAGAUGAAAUAAGAGGAACUUUAUUGAUCUCCUAAGUGGCACCUCUCAAGCAAUUCAGUUUCUGCUGAAUUUGUUCUGUACACUCAUCAUCUCAUCACCAUGGUACCUGUUGGUGGCAGCAAGUGAACCUUUUGUCCUCAAAGCUGAUGUUAGAAGUAGGAAAAAUGGGAAAGCGUAAGGAUUUAAGUGAGUUUGACAGCAGCCAGAUUGUGAUGGCUACAUGACUGGAUCAGAGCAUCUCCAAAACUGCAGCUCUUGUGGGGGGUUCCUGGUCUGCAGUGGUCAGUAUCUAUCAAAAGUGGUCAAAGGAAGGAACAGUAGUGAAGCGGCAGGGUUUAUGACUGUGCCAAUGCCAGGAAUCAGGGUGCCAAUGCUGACCCCUGUACGAUGGGCACGUGAACAUCAGAACGGGACCACAGAGCAAUGGAGAAGAAGGCAAGCUGGCAGAGGCAGUGUGACGAUGGGAAAGCUAGGGUCCUGCCAUCCAUGUAGAUGAUACUUUGACCACCUACCUAAGCGUCAUUUCAGACCAUGUACACCCUUUAAUGGAAACGAUAUUUCCUGACAGCUGUGGCCUCUUUCAUGAGCUUGAGGUGUCAACUUGGCCUUCAAAUUCCCCAGAUCUCAAUUCAAUCGAGUAUCUGUGGAGACCCCACCUCACAACCUACAAGACUUGAAGGAUCUGUUGCCAACAUCUAGGUGCCAGAUACCACAGCACACCUUCAGAAGUCUGGUAGAGUCCAUGCCUUGAUGGGUCGGGGGUGUUUUAGCAGCAAAGGGGGACCAACACAACAUUAGGCAGGUGGUCUUAACGUUACGCUUGAUUGGUGUAUUUCAACAUUUAACUCACUUAAUGAGAAUCUUUGUCCUAGAAAAUAUAAGAAAAGGCUGUUUUUGCAGCUUGUUGUCAGUCACAUACACUGACGCAUCAGGCAUAAAAGAAAUCACCAAUCUUGUCAUUUAUGAUCAUGAUGCUGUAAUAAGUCACGCAGAGGCAUCAGCAUUCAUUUCAUGAACAAUAAAAAUCUCUUCAGAAGAGCCUUACUUGCAGCAUUUUGUCAAUAGAAACACAUAAAAGUACAUAUUUGAUAAUUACAACAUUUUAGUGGUGUCGUCUUGCAUAAAUAAGAAACAAGAAAAGGAGUAGAUGACUUUCAAUGCUUUAGAGUGAAGUAGGAAACUCGUAACAAAAUCACUUCACAAGCUGCACCCUUUUCAAGCAAUACAAUGAAACUAUAUUUUCAUGUUUUAUUCAGCUUUUUACAAAGCAGUAAGAUAUUACUCUUUCUCUCCGCCUCACUCUAAGAGCUACUUGUGUAUCUCUGUCUUUUCAGGCUUUCAUUAAGCCUUGACUUACAUAAUAAUGUCACUUAUCGCACAGUAUGUAGAGUGAAUAACUUCAGGUUUGACCCUUGUUUAAUUUAUCAGAGCAAGUCCUAGACUUUCUGUCUGAACAAUGGACCCAAUUUCAUGAAUUGACUGAACACUCAUUCACUUCACAGUGACCCAAUUAUGCAGAAAAAGGGGCCAGUGAAAAGGUGAGGUUAGCACCAUCCAGUGGAAAGCAAAGAUACUGUAGGAGGAAAAAAGUCCAGUUGGAUAGAAAAGCUCCUCUCUAUAGGGUCCCUCUGCUGGAAAAAGGUUCAUCCUACAGCGCAUGUAUACUGUAAACACAUAGCAACAGUUUGAGGAAGCUGUGCGCGAAACUAUUAGACAUUAACAAGGAAAACUUUGGUUCAAAGUAAACUUUGGGAUUGGAACAUUUUGUGGAAACGCUGAAAAGCAUCACUCGGUUGAAAAGUCAAAACUUUUGUCUUAUUGUGGCUCCCAGGAAAUAAAGGAGACAGCGAUUUAGAGAGGUUCGCAGGGGUCAAUGCCAUUCUUAAACCUCUGUAGUGUGAAAUAAACGCAGAAUUCUAUUUAUUGCUAGUCGAACAAUAACAUCCAUCAUUGAACAAGAAAUUUAUUGAUCUCCAAAGGGAAAUUCAUUUAGGAUAGUUCCUUAAGAAAAACACACUCUUAAUAUCCCGCAGACAGAGAGUUCCUCAAGGUUGAGUGUCUGGUCUUCUUUUUCCUGCAUGUUUUUCUAGCACGUCUUAAAGAAAGCUGAAUGAGAGUGAAAAAUCAAUCCUCAAAACUAUUUCUAUUUUUCUGUCUUCUUUUUAAGUGGUUCUUUCGGAGAGUUCCUGGCUGUUUGUUGUAGAUUUUUUUAGGCCUAGGAAGUCACUCCAAAAGCCAGACACAGGAAAUCUGUAAGUCUGUAACAAUAUCAUCAAGCUGAAAUACCCUUGAAGUAUUUCUUAAAUCAUUCUCGAAUUAGACAAGACUGAACAAGAAAUAUCAUAAUCAAAGUAUGUUUGCAGUUGCAUAAAUUUUUGGCAGCAUAGGACGUGUUUUUGCGUGUAUUUUUGUAUCUAUAUAAGUAGCUUCAUAUGACAUUGGUUGACAAUGCCAUGGCAGCACAUCUGACAAAUGCAGGGAGAAGGAAACAAAAGGAAGAGGAACAGCUGUUUGGGUGGGAGUUGAGGUGGGCUGAACAUGGUUUUGAAUAAGUGUGCCUUGACUCUGAACAAAAAUACUGACAGAAUAUGUGUCCUCCACAAUGGCAGGAAGCUCGUUCCUCUGGGAGGAGGAGGACAGCUAUAGGAUGAGGCUCCAGCCUCAGCUGUUUUCUUUUGAAUGUUGGAAAUGACGAGGAUGUCUGCAUCCUGAAAGCACAAACUAUGGCCCACACAAGAUAUGUAGAAGGAGAGCUUCAUAAUUUGCUUUGGUGACAUUUAAGUGUGUUUACAAGUGCUCAGUGGAGCUGGACUUGGCUUGUUCUGGACUCCAGGGCAACAGACCUGUGAAUUUAAAAAGUUGAAUAAGAAAUUAGAUACCAUGGCACAGCUUAAACAUAUCUGAUAUUUUUUUGUUCAACUCCAGAUGAUAAUAAAUGAAAAAAUAUUAAGUUUCAGAGGUAGUUGUCAAAUAUCAGGAGAACAAUGAGGGAUAUUUUUGCAUGGUGCAGGAGAGCUCAGGAUUUAAAGGUGCUGUGAGGAGUUUUCAAGCAUUCAUUUAUGCUGGUGAACAUUUGGACCAAAGUUUCCAGGAUUGUUCUUCCUUGGAGUACCAUCACCUGCAGUUGCGAGAUGUAACAUGCCACAGCAAAUGCACACAUUAGGAGUUUUUUAGACAUCUGUAUAGAGGCUGAAAUUCACAAGUAUGCCUUUUUAUGAUAUCUAAAAGCAAACGCGACCAUCAGAAACAUAAACAAUAAAUUUUGUAUCAUAAUCUUUACUGCUUGAAUCCGGUGUGAGGGGGUAGGUGUCAGCCUGGAUAAGAAAUGACAACAUCUAAAAUAUUCACAAUUAAACAUAAGUUAGACUGUCUAAAGUCAGCAGGAUAAGUACUUUUUGUACACUGUUCAGGCAUUUGGCGGACGAGACAAACAAAGACUGUUGAUAUGUUGAUAUGAACUGAAAGUUCAUCUCAUCUGGUGUUGGAGUCACAAGCUAAAAUCAGAUCAGAAUAACUCCUGCUCCUGCAUUUUUAACUACCCUUGGACAUUGUUUCAUAGCACUUUUGUAGAUUUUAUAAAAUACUUCCAAAUCUGUUUUUUUUUUUUCUAGUCUCUGUCUCCUACAGUCUCUUUUCAUUCAAUGUUCAAUCAAUUUGUUGAAACUAACACCCACUACUUUCUUUUUUUUAUAACUGUAAUGAUAAAAGUAAAAGUCACUUCAAUUCACAACUUGAGGCUUUGUUUAAGUGAGAUGUCAUCUGCAUAAAAAGAACGUGUAAAGAUGUUUUUGUUUCUAUUUAAAGAAACGUUGCAGAGAAACAGAGUAUGAGUGAGUGUAGACCGAACCCUGGAGCUGCAGAAAUAUGUGUUGUGUUGCAUGUGUGCUGUAUCACAUGAUUUAAGCACAUGUGAGCGUGAAAGUGUAUCAAUCUCCAGCAGCUGGCGGUGUGUGUCUGUGUGUUUUCGUGUUUAUAAAUCCUUCCCUUUCUGUCGGGCGGCCGGUCGGCUUUUCCUCUCCUCUCUCUUCACCUUCAGAGGGAAGGACACACAUUCCUGCACUGCUUCCCGACUCUAGCCCUGGGCGACGCUCAGCCAGAGCUGAUAAGUGACAGGGGCCCCAGCCCCCACAUGGGAGGGGCCCCUCCCCACGCCAACACACACACACACACACACCAACUCCUCUCCCUGCCCUUCAGACCACAGACACGCUGCUUGGGAAUUCUGCCCUCUGCCCCACUUCUGCCCCCCUCACCCUCCACCCCUCCGCUCUUUCUGCGCCAGAGACGUGGAGGUCUUUAAAGAGAUAGAUUGGUCUUUAAUUUUUGUGCUAGCCUGGUCAGUGACAAGGCUUCCCGCCCCUUCCUCUUUGUCCUCCCUGUAGAUUUUACGAGCUGGCCUGAGAUGUGAGGAGUGGCGCACGAAAGCUCGAAUGGAAGAUUAAUCAAUCUUGACGAGUGAUUUAAUAGCGGGAUUCUCUUUUAUUUUAAUAGGUGUUUUUGCAGAUAGUUUUUUAAAGGCUGUUUUUGCGGCUGGAGCUGAGACUGCUGAGGAGAGUUUCAGGCAGAAAGGCGUGGGGUCUGAACAUUUUUGUUGGGUGUGUGUAGACAGGUUGGUCAGGUUACCUGUGGGAGGGUAUUAAGCUCAAAGAAAUACUCUCCUAUGAUAUGUGAAUGUAAUAUACAUGUUUUAUUUCUACCCAUAAGUCAGUAUUUAUAAAACCUGUUCCCCUUCCCCAGCUCGCUAUCUCUGUGUCUCUCUAUUAAGUAUUCUGCUCAGACCUGCACCGAGCCUCUGAGCUCAAAAAACUCUCUGACCAUGAGUGUGUAUGUGCCUGUGUUUGUGUGUGUGUAUGUGUGUGUAUGUGCUCGGUGCGUGCCUGAAUGUGUGUCAGCCUCAAUUGCUGGAGCCUAUCCAAGGUUUCCGUGGUGACCACACAACACAACGAGACAAUCAGAGGCAAGCCCACGCAGCGCGGCGAGAGGACAUUAACACAGGAACCGCGGGUCAGGGGGCAGAGGAAGGCAGGGCAAGACAGGGGGAGAGGAGGAGAUGAAGAGGAGGGCGGAGGGAGGUGUUAGAGCCACAGGGAGAGGGGAGUGAGGAGAGAAAGAAGAGUAAACAACAAUAAACAAUAACACAACCUUAAAGGCUACUUUAGGUCUCUCCUUUUCAUGGCUGCAAGACAUCAAGAGACUUUAAAGGUUCCCCAGCCCCAGGAGUGCCUGUGCAGUUUUGGCUGCACCCCACCUCUCUGUGUGUCUGAUUGUGAGUGUGUGUGUUCGGUGUGAGGCAGAGAUGAGUGCAUGCGUGACUGAAUCCAUGAGCAGGAGGGCUGUGCAAAGGUGCAUGUCUGCGUUUGUGUUCAUGUGCGAGCAUGCACGCACCUGAAUGUAACAUGAGAACACGUAUGUGUGUGUGUGUGUGUGUGUGUGUGUGUGUGUGUCCUUUGGAAAUUCAACUGCUAGAAACUGUGUGUACACUUGUGCGUGUUUGGGUUUUAGUUUGCAUGUGUGUAUGUGUGUGUAUGUGUGUGUGCCUCUGUGUUAGCCUGUGCGCGUCCGCAGACGUGCACGCGGGCGCUCUCACAUAUCUCUGUCCCCCGGGGAUGACGCUAAAAAUAUGUGGCUCCUCAAGCCUUCUGGUGUCUGAGCAGCGUCUGUCUGCUCUCCAUUGCCGUCCCUGUGGCCCUCCCUCCCUCCCCUCCAUUACUCCUGUUCCCUCCAUUCCUCCCUCAAUUACACCCUCUUCCAAACACAGUACCUCUGCAAGCACACACACACACACACACACACACGCACACACAGAGCGACUACACCCAGCUGUGUCCCUACUUCACUUCCACUGAGGAUGACCUCUGCUCAAGCAGAGAGGGGAUAAAGGGAGGCCAGUGAAAAGGAGGGAAAAACUGUAGAAAUGAGUGAAGGGAAGUGUGGACGGAGUUUUUGAAGGAGAGAAAAAAUCGAGCAAACUGUUAGCUGGAUUUCUUCUUUUAUAUCAAGAGCAUACAUGUGUUGAAAGUUUAUAACGAUCAAGGAUUUGUCAAUAUAUCAGUUCACAAUGUUUUUCACCUGGAUGCUUCUAACGCUGUUCUGCUUCCUUAAAGAGUUUCUCUUACUGCUUACUGCAACCAGACACUGACCACUACUGUUCAAUAUAAAUAAUAAAAGGUCCCAGUGAGAGUGGAAUAGCCUUUAGAACAUUUCAAUAAUUCUCAAUAAAAUGAGAUUAUUUAACAAAAUGCAAAUAAACUUGAGUUAUGCUUUAAAAUCCCUAGAGUUAAAGAGUUUAUUUAAAGAUCCUAACACAGUGUAAGUCUCGGUGUAGCGCAAUAGAGAGUGAGGAAAUAAACCAAAAUAACAACAAAGCUAGAAAUAAAGUUUAACGUUAAGAAAAAUCAAUAUUCUUUAUUCUGGAUGGUUUAUUAUUUACAGCUGUUAGCAUUAAUGGGAUUCAGGUCUGAAAAUCAACAUCUUUGAGUAAUUUUUGUCAUGUGCUUUUUUGUCCCUUCUGGUGCACUGUAGUUAAGCAGCUGCAAGUUCUUCCUGCUUCUUAAAGCUGCCAUGAUGAAAAUAAUGACGCGCUGCUUUUGAAUGUUGAAUCACACCUUAAGAAACUCUGAUUAGACUCAGUUGACCACUCUCAAGUGUUGUGCAUUUUAUGUCAAACAGUCCUUUUAGUUCAAGUUACUGACUAUGAGCUAAGUAUGCUUUUGCAGCUAAUAAGACAUAUGCUAUGCUAGCUGUAGUCAAGUCACAGAAGUUAUUUAGGCUUCUAUAGAAAUAUAGAAGUUAAAGAUGGCAGCCCGUGUCUAUGUAUUUUUAUAUUUAGGUGAUUUAGCAAUAAUUCAAACAUACUUGUGAUUAUCAUAUUCUGUUUUUAUUGAUUCUGUUCUGGUGAAUGUUAUCUAAUGAAUAUCUAAUGAAUGUCUAUCUGUCUUCUUUUUGGGUUGUUUACAGAGAUCAGUUUAGCAGAGGCACUUCGACGAGCCGGUCCAGGGGGCACUAUAUCGGCAGCCAACACCCUAAGCCGUGCACGGCACGGCCGGGUGGCUCAGCUGAUGAAAACCUUCAGCGCUGAGGGCGCCACACCCACCUCACAGACCGUCCCCCGCGGCAUCAAGCCUCCUCUUCCCACCAAGCCUAGCCACCUGCGUAUAACCACCACGCCCACAGUCAGGUAAUCUUCGCACUGAUGCACAGACGCCCACUCAGCUUCAUCCCUAAAUGCAGCCAUACUGGAUUCUCCGGGGGCAUCGAACAUGGAGCUUCUGCAGAGUGGGCUGAUGGGGUUGAGAGCUCCAAGGAGGCUCUCAGUUCACAAUGUAACUAUCACUUCCAAAGCACAGAAAUGGAGAUGCUUGAAUGUAAGAUCCUUUUGUUUGUUUGUUUGUUUGUUUUUGGAUGCUGCAGUCCUGUCAACACGAUUUGUGGGGAAGUUUAAAUCUAUUAUAUAAGCAGGGUUAUCGAUGUCUAUCACAUGUAUUCGCUUUUUUGACGCUUUCCACUUUGUUAAACAUGUGGAAAAAUACAUUGUUAUGUACAGUUUUCAGUCCAAUUAUAAACCCUGCACACACAAUAUUGGUUCCUUACCAAAAUCAUUAUUUUUAUCACCGGUUUUUGAGGCUCAGUAUUUGAGGUUCAGGACAAAAGAAUGGCCAUGGGACGGCCUAACAGGGCGAACGAAGGCUCAGUAGGGUGCUCCUUCAUGUUGCCUUCUCCUCCCUGGGACCUGUGCGGGGUUGUUUAUUCGACUCGAAGCAGUGUAUGUCUCCCUGUGCCACCUGGCAGGAGCCUCUCUGCGACCUGUCGUGGACCAAUGACAGUGCCAAAUGCCUCAUCUGUCUCUCCCUGCGGAUCAAGUUAGACAGUGGCUGCCAAACAAUCCAGCUUCUCUAUUUUUAUUGAGAGCUCUACAAGUGAUGUGUGGUUGUAUUUCAUGGUAUGUUGUUUUUUUUUACACUCUUUAUAGGGAGGAGAACGUUUUAUAAUGGGAUAUUUAAUGUUGCUACAAUGCUCACCUGUACAUUUUUAAUCAUUUAAGUCUGGCUUGUAUGGUGCAAUCAAAGAAACAAUAAAAAUAUGUAACUUUUACAUCUUC